Ectocarpus sp. CCAP 1310/34 is the source of this 1824-nucleotide messenger RNA. NCBI's taxonomy places the organism in Eukaryota, Phaeophyceae, Ectocarpales, Ectocarpaceae. The record is from the annotation of a GenBank genome assembly.
AUGAAUCACCUGAAUUUCUGUUUUUCUCGGCCGCGGCGGCAGGACGAAGGAUUCGAGAACGAAGAGAGAGAAGCAGAACAAAAGGAGGAAGAAUUUCCCCGCCAAAUGCUUUACCGCCCGUGCCUGUCCUGCUUCGGGGUGCUUUCCCUGGCUGCCGCCGUUCAGCACGUCGCUCCUCGUCUUGGCGAGUUCCUUCUGCGCCAGCUCGACGACGUGCACUUGCUGCGUCGUGGCAGCGUCGACAGUCGCUGCGAGCGCUGGGGGUGGAAAACGGCGAAAGAGUGCCUCGCCACCUCCGCUGUCUUCGGGCUGUGCAUCACGGCGGCGGUGGUGUCAGGCGGCGGGGCGUUGCUUCUGGGCCUUGGAAUGACCCACAGCGUCGUCUCCGCCGGCCGCCAAGCGGUCCCGGUGAUCCGCAAGGGCUGGCUGAGGCGGAGGAUGAGCCGGAGGGGGGGAAACGCCUCCUCGGCCGCGGCGCCGUCGUCGUCGUCGUCGCCGGCCGCGCAAGGCUUGGGCUUGUCUCUGCGGGGGGUCCUCGCCUCGAUCAGCACGAUCUGGUCGUCGCCGAAGGAGUGCACGGAACGGCUGGCGUUUCUAUUGGAGGUGCUGGCGGCGACGGUUUGCACGAUGCACCUCGCACGAGCCCCGGCCGCGGCCGCGGCGGUGGCGGCUGAAAACUACCCGCGGUCUUCACCAACCCGGCACGGCGACGAAGCGGCGUUGUUAGUAGAGGGGGGGAAAAAGUGCGCAGUCGUCGCGACGAAGUGGACCAGCAGGGCCCUCGUGUGCGCCUGCUCCGUGGCCGCGUGGGCGCCUCUCCUGAUGUGUUGUCUCGUCGUCUUCGGCCGCCGGGAGAGCUCGGAAGGGAUCUUGGUUGCGGUGCUCGUCGUCACGGCCGUCGCCCUGCGCAGUUCCCGCGAGAUGUCCUGGCGAGGCUUGAUGCUAGCGUUUUGGGUGGCCCUGCUUGCCGUCCUCCUCAACGCCGCCGCGCUGAAGCUGUUGCAGCAGAACAGGGUGUUUCACCGGGUGUUUUCCGACGAAGGAGGAAGGGGCUCCAGGGCCCCGUCUCUUACCUGGGCAUCCUCAGGGCGACGGCUCAGCUCCGGGAGGAGAGGAACGUUGCGAUGUGAACGGCGAGAGUAAGAUUGGGUACCCCUCCGUAAGGGCCGGGUAGCGGCGGGCGGCGGCCAAUCAGAUGGCGCCAGGAGGAGGGCGCUGCCGACUGUGUAAAACAUGUAAAACAAGGUACCUGAUAAUGAAUGGCCGGAUUGGGGCCGGGUGUACCCGAUUUUGGUCACUCCUCUUCAUUAUUUAUGUAUAUUAUUUAUUUUUAUUCGCUCUCCAUUAUUAAUAAAUGUUAAUAGACUAUAUCUUCAACUUCAUUAUUUAUUUGUUCUCCUCUUCUUUCCUUUCUUCUUUCCUCCGUUCUUGUCUUUUUUUUUUCCCCUUUUUUAUUUUCUUAAUAUGACACAAAGAGUCCAUCUCUAUCAUAAAAAAGAGUCAGAGACAGAGUAACAAUGGAAUCAUAGCGUCAGAGAAAACUACCUGUGUGUCUAUAAUUUCCCAGACAGCAUAUAGGGACAUCUCCUCUGCGGGUAACAGGCUCAACAAAUCAGUUUGGUAGCUGUCUUGUGUGUCUCAUAUAUGUUAUGUUGGGAAGGUGCAGACGAAUGAUGUUGGGUACUGUUGGGUAGUCGGGCGUUUUGUGUGUCGCACCCUGUUAGUUGUAGGACAUGCAAUCUCCAUCAGUUUACAAACGUAUUUUCAGUUUGGUAUGCAUAUGUGCGGAGUAUGUGUGGCUGAUUCCAUCUCUAUCAUAGGAAA